Messenger RNA from Aplysia californica (California sea hare), 628 nucleotides. RefSeq names its product CGG triplet repeat-binding protein 1-like. Gene Ontology annotation, molecular function: double-stranded DNA binding. Gene Ontology annotation, cellular component: nucleus. Gene Ontology annotation, biological process: regulation of transcription by RNA polymerase II. The transcript is spliced from 3 exons. The coding region runs from base 1 to 399 and encodes 132 amino acids. Lineage: Eukaryota; Metazoa; Mollusca; Gastropoda; Aplysiida; Aplysiidae. The record is from RefSeq and is a predicted model, not a curated record.
AUGUAUCAAGUUUCUGGUGGCAAAUUGUUCUGCAAGGCGUGCAACGUGAUCCUGGACCACACCAGAAAGUCAUCUGUUGACAACCACAUGGCUUCGUUGAAACAUGCUAAGAGGAACACCGAGCAAGAGGCGACAGGACAGCCUCCUAAGCGACAGGCUACCUUGAGUAUGGCCGUAUGUCGGCCAGUUAAAUCGACUAUUGCUAGUGAAGAGAGGAAUGAGCUGUGCCAGGAGUGGGUGUCCAUGCUAGCAGCAGCCAGCAUCCCAAUUAGUAAAACUGAUCACCCUGCGGUUCGUCAGUUUCUCCAGAAGCGGGUGCCAAAUGGAGGAAGCACACCACAAACACACCGGCCCCAAGCAUGCUACCUUCAGAGGGAGACGAAAGUCAUUGGCUUAUGAUAUUUACAUUCUACUGGAAUGGAGCAAAUCUUGAGAGAUGCAAAAAUUGGAAGGUUUAGAUCUAUACUCUCAAAACAGUGCGCACGGUUAGUGAACGGAAACCUCUUUUUAUAAAAUUACACAGAGUCAGAAGCGUUGGCCAACAAAAGCGACCAGCGAAAUAUAUAGAAGUUUAACUUUUUGCAGCAAAACUCUCCCAAAACUGAAAAAAACGAAGGGCGUCAUGAUC